Amoebophrya sp. A25 is the source of this 1153-nucleotide messenger RNA. The record is from the annotation of a GenBank genome assembly. NCBI's taxonomy places the organism in Eukaryota, Dinophyceae, Syndiniales, Amoebophryaceae.
GAAAAAUAGAGAAUCUUCACACAAUCGCUGGGAAUCAUCAAAAACUCAACAACAUCGCUUGAAAUUCUGAACUCUUGGUUGCACCAGGUGUUACUUUUAUUUAGUCAGGGGACGCAUAGAGAUCGAGUUUACUACACGCAGAAUAUUAGUUACAUGAUUUUCCUUUUGUUCGAUUGAAUCGCACGACUAAGACAAAAUGGCGAAGAAGAACAAUCUCGGCACACGCCGUAUGCAUAAGCAGAAAGCGAUAGAGAAGGCCAAGGAAGAUGCUGCUGCUCUCGAAAAAAAGCGAAUUGCGAGGAAGGCGAAUGCAGCUCUUGUUGGAGGAAAGGAAUCUUCGGAAGCAAAGGAUGGUAAAGAGUCAACAUCAGCUUCAGGAGCAUCAAAAAAGACAUCAGCUUCUGACGACCUUAGCAUCUUCGCACAACUCAAUAAGAGCAUCUCCAAACUUCCCGACGCCAAAGAAGUCAUCCCAACUGCACCUAAACCCAAAUCAACUUCCACGGCCAUCGUCGUGAACAAGAGGACGAAGUCCAAGAUCGUCCGCAAAGGCGUUAGCGACCAGAAGAAGCAGAUGGCUUUGAGGCGACAGAAGCAGGUCUUAGACUACAGAGCUGAGGUUCAUCGCAAGAAAGUCGAGAAGGACAAAAUGGAGAACAUGGCAAGUGACUCUGAGGAUGAAGGAGAGAAUGCAGGGAGACAAUGCAGUGGAGAAGAUGACAAGUACGCUUUCCUCCAGAAGGAGAACCGACCGACUGAACGGAGGCGUGACGUCAAGGUGCGUAAGCGUGUGGAGAAGCGGGAACGGAAGGGACUGGCUUACGUUACAGAGAGCAGGGAAAAACGUCGCAAGCGUAAGGUGUUGAAGCAGAAGGAGAGACUGCGUGCCAACAAGAGGAAGGUUCCUGGUGUGGUAAAGAAAACUGUAGUGAAAAAGACUGGGGAAAAGAGGCUGGGGGCGUAGAUGAGAAAAGGAUAUCGCUUAGCAGAUAGCUUUUCAACUCUUCUCGAAGACCUUGACAAAUAUGUGAUGCAACUACAAUGGCAAUGGGUCAAAUGAGAUGGAGUCUUUGAACUGUAUGGUCGAAGACCUCACAAACAACGCUGCAAUAUAAGAAUGAUUUAUACCCCAUUGUGAGAAGCUAAAUGCUGG